This is a messenger RNA of Papilio machaon (common yellow swallowtail), 821 nucleotides long. RefSeq names its product chymotrypsin BI. The record is from RefSeq and is a predicted model, not a curated record. The transcript is spliced from 8 exons. The coding region runs from base 53 to 724 and encodes 223 amino acids. NCBI's taxonomy places the organism in Eukaryota, Metazoa, Arthropoda, Insecta, Lepidoptera, Papilionidae. Gene Ontology annotation, biological process: proteolysis. Gene Ontology annotation, molecular function: serine-type endopeptidase activity.
UAGUCUAUGAAUCUUUGUAUUCCGUUAUUCCUGGCUCGUACGUCGCUCCAACAUGAAGUUUGCAUUCGCUUUACUCGCCCUCGUUGUCGCUGUUCAGGGCCGCAGCACCGCCUUGGACGCCCCCAUCACCGCUGUGUCGACGGCGGAGAAUCCAUGGGUGGUGCACCUCCGCAUUGCCACUACCUUCGGCGCCGGUCUGCUCGACAGUUGCGUCGGCUCGCUCAUCAACGACCGCUGGGUGCUCACUUCCGGCAGCUGCGUACAGAACCUUCGUUUUGCUUGGAUUCGCUAUGGCGCCGUUAACGUGAUCAACCCUGAGCUGGUGACAGAAACAUCCUCUUCUCGGUUCAACAACAGAGUUGGUCUGAUCGCCAUCAACCGCGCCAUCGAAUUUACCCCAACGAUCAGCGCCGUGGAGCUUGCGGCGGCCAGUGACGAGCUUCCGGAGUCAGGCACACUCUGCGGAUACGGCGCGCAGGAAGACGGCUCUCCCGGUGAAACAUUGAGGUGCAUCGAGUUUACUCUAUCCGGUCAGGAGAACGACGUAUUCGAGGGCACCAGUGAAGGAGAGACUUCGGAAUUCGACAUUGGUGCUCCACUGGUGAGCAACGGCAAGCAGAUCGGUGUCCUCGUCCGUCCCGCUGAGAACGGUUCCGCUGCUUUGUUCGCGAGCGUUGGUUCGUACAAAGUCUGGAUCGACUUCGAGACUCAAUCCCCCUUCUAAAUUAGAUGAAGUGAUAACUUGAAUAUUCCUGUUGCAUAAUGCCAUCAAGGAUAAUAAAUGUUCACUUUAUAUGCUAAUAUAAUAUGAAAUUGUUAAA